ACUUCCAGGAAGCGGGGCGCAGGUGGAGGAUCGCGGCCGGGAUGGCUCUGCGCUCUGCGCUUCUCUUGAUCCUGGUGGUGGUGGUGGCCGCCCUGCAGGAGAGCUGCUUCGGCGCCUCCUCGCACUCCAUGAAGUAUUUCUACACCUCCAUCUCGGACCACAGUCAGGGGCUGCCCCAGUAUGUCGCUGUGGGGUGCAUGGACGGUCAGGUCUUUGCUCACUACGACAGCAACAGCCGGAGGAUGGAGCCGCGGGUCUCCUGGAUGGAGGAGGUGGGGAAGGAAGACCCCCAGUACUGGGACAGAGAGACCCAGAUUCAACGUGACAAUGAGGAGCCGUUCAAAGCAAACCUGGAGAUUGCGAGGACUCGCUACAAUCAGAGCCAAGGCCUUCAUACGUGGCAGUUGAUGUAUGGCUGUGAGCUCCGGGGAGAUGGGAGCAAAGGUGGGUUUUAUGACUUUGGAUACGAUGGGAGGAGCUUCCUCACCUUCGACAAGGAGACCCUCAGCUGGGUGGCUCCCGACCCCCAAGCCCUGAUCACCCAGAGGAAAUGGGACGCUCUUUCAACAUGGAAUCAGAGGAACAAAGUCUACCUAGAGGGGGACUGCGUUGAGUGGAUAAAGAAGUAUCUGUCCUACGGGAAGCGGACGCUGCUGAGGAAAGAGCCCCCAGCGGUGACCAUGAGCAGCAAGAUGAAGGUGGAGAAUGGGAUGGAGAUGCACGUCUGCCGCCUGGAUGGCUUCUACCCCAGGGAGAUUGAUGCCUCCUGGACGAGGGAUGGGGAGGUCUGGCUGCCGGACACCCUCCAUGGGUCUGUGGCUCCCAACGCGGAUGGGACCUUCCACACCACACUCAGCAUCUGGAUCGAUCCCAAAGAGAGGGGCCGCUAUCGGUGCCAUGUGGAGCACGAUGGCCUGCAGGAGCCUCUGGACGUGGCCCUGAAGGUUCCAGAAUCCAACCUGGGGCUCAUCGUCGGCUGCGUUGUGGCUGGUCUUGUCCUGGCGUGUGCUAUUGUUGGGACUUUGAUAUUCUUAAAGAGACGUCAAGGUGACUACAGAGCAGCACCAAGGAGCAACCAGGCCAUUUAGUAGCCCCCUCACAGAUGCCUAAUUUUAUGCAGUGGCUCAAGAAUGUGGAGACCCUUGAUGGAUGGGAAAGAAGUCCAACAUGGUGGAACCAGGAUAGAUUUUGGAUCUUCCAUCCUUGCUUUUAUCAUUAGUAAUGAUAGUCUAGAGCAGUGGUUCUCAACCUGUGGGUCGGGACCCCAUUUGGGGUCGAACGAACAUUUCACGGGGGUCGCCAAACAAGGCUGUCCGCCAUUUUCCCCCCCUUUUCUUUGGCCCCGC
This is a messenger RNA of Crotalus tigris (Tiger rattlesnake), 1346 nucleotides long. Its product is annotated as H-2 class I histocompatibility antigen, Q9 alpha chain-like. Gene Ontology annotation, cellular component: external side of plasma membrane. The transcript has 8 exons. The coding region runs from base 42 to 1088 and encodes 348 amino acids. The record is from RefSeq and is a predicted model, not a curated record. Lineage: Eukaryota; Metazoa; Chordata; Lepidosauria; Squamata; Viperidae. Gene Ontology annotation, biological process: immune response.